AUGGACCAACCGGAGUUCCCCAACAGCCAGUCACCCCGACGAGAGCUUCAGCUCCAAGGUCCUCGGCCGGCGCCACUCAGAGUACGUAAAGACUCUCACAAGAUCAGAAAACCUCCUGUGGCACCAACACAGCAGCAUCAGCCACAAGCUCAGCUCCGGCCACCGGUGAUAAUUUACACAGUCUCUCCCAAGGUAAUUCACACGGACCCUAGUGAGUUCAUGACUCUGGUGCAACGUCUCACCGGCCCAUCUCCGGUCACUUCAUCGUCUUCUUUUUUUCAAGACACCGCCGGUGUAAUAUCGCCGGCGGCUCGUUUUGCUUCCAUGGAAAAAGCUAAACCCCGGGAAGGGACGAAACCAGAAAAUGGUGAUAUGGGUAUGGUUGAAGGAAUAGAGAUAAGCAGUGUGGUCGAGAGAACGGUGUCGUUUCCGGGUAUUUUGUCACCUAAUCCGGCGUCUCUUCCGACUAUCCCACCGAACUUUUUCUCUCCACCGUCUGAUCCAAAUCCUCUGAGCUUCUUUCAGGAUUUAAGCCCUAUAUUACGAGGUAAUAAGAAUUAUAUAGAGGGUAGUUUCAUGCCUAGUCCAUAUUUUCUUUCACCUUCUAUGACUUCCCCAAUACCAUCUUUUGAUAUUUUCAACAAUUUCUUAGAUUUUUAAGCCUUUAGAACUAGAUAGAGAGGGCAGGGGAGGGG
Messenger RNA from Ilex paraguariensis (yerba mate), 695 nucleotides. NCBI's taxonomy places the organism in Eukaryota, Viridiplantae, Streptophyta, Magnoliopsida, Aquifoliales, Aquifoliaceae. The record is from the annotation of a GenBank genome assembly.